Molecule: messenger RNA, 1317 nt
Organism: Clonostachys byssicola
Lineage: Eukaryota; Fungi; Ascomycota; Sordariomycetes; Hypocreales; Bionectriaceae
Source: the annotation of a GenBank genome assembly
AGCCAGCGACGUCACUACCCUACACUCCGGAGCUUCAUCGUUGGCAUCGCAGUCCUCAUUGCGGCGCUCCUGUACACCGCAUUCGUCUCAAGAGACCAGAUCCCAGAUAUCAAAAUGGGCGGAGGUCCUAUUCCAGGCUACCGCACUGUAGCCUACUACGUCAAUUGGGCUCCCUACGGCCGUAAGCAUAAACCGCAGGACUUGCCAGUUGAGAACCUCACCCACGUUCUCUACUCGUUUGCCAACGUCCGUGCUGAAAAUGGCGAGGUAUUCAUGACAGACGAUUGGGCCGACACUGGCAUUCACUUCGACGGAGAUUCCUGGAAUGAUACAGGAAACAACAUGUACGGCUGCCUCAAGCAGCUCAACCUGCUCAAGCGCCGGAACCGCAAUCUCAAGGUUCUCAUCUCCAUCGGUGGAUGGACCUACAGCUCCAACUUUGCGGCCCCCAUGAGCACCCCCCAAGGCCGGAGCGCCUUCGCCAAGACCAGCGUCGACCUGGUCCGGAAGUUUGGCUUUGACGGCAUUGACAUUGACUGGGAAUACCCCAAGAACCCGGAGGAAGCCCGCAACUACGUCGAGCUCCUGGCCGAAUGCCGCAGAGAACUCGACGCCUACUCCCAGGCCGUCGCGGGCGGCUACCACUUCGAGCUCACCGUGGCAUGCCCCGCGGGCGCCGCCAACUUCGAGAAGCUCGACAUUCCCAACAUGGACCGCUUCCUCGACUUCUGGAACCUCAUGGCCUACGACUACGCCGGGUCGUGGGACUCGACCAGCGGCCACCAGGCCAACCUGUAUCCCAGCCGCGAGAACCCCACCGCCACGCCCUUCUCCUCCAUCGCGGCCCUCGAGCACUACGUCCGCAGCGGCGUCCGCCCCGACAAGCUCGUGCUGGGCAUGCCCCUCUACGGCCGCGCCUUUGACAACACCGACGGCAUCGGCCGGCCGUACAGCGGGGUGGGAGAGGGAACGUGGGAGCAGGGCGUCCACGACUACAAGAAGCUUCCCAUCCCCGGCUCGCAGGAGGUGUUUGACCGCGAGGCCCAGGCGUCCUACUGCUACAGCCCGGACCAGCGCAAGCUCGUCAGCUACGACACGCCGGGCAUGGCGGGCCUCAAGGCCGACUUCAUCAGGGGCAAGGGUCUCGGCGGCGCCAUGUGGUGGGAGAGCAGCGCGGACAAGCCUGGUCCCGAGAGCCUGAUCAGCGUGGUCGUCAACGGCCUCGGCGGCCCGCAGGCGCUCCAGAGGGUGGACAAUUGCAUCUCGUACCCGCAGACCCCUUACGAUAACCUGCGCGAGGGCUUCCCUAACAACUGA